Molecule: messenger RNA, 1439 nt
Organism: Mollisia scopiformis
Lineage: Eukaryota; Fungi; Ascomycota; Leotiomycetes; Helotiales; Mollisiaceae
Exons: 1
Coding region: 141-1019 (292 amino acids)
Source: RefSeq, a predicted model, not a curated record
AGUUCAACUCUGCAUACAAACACACGAUAACAUAUACACAAGAAGAAGGAUCUUUUAGUAUAUGGACGGAGAUAUUGAGUGAUGUCCAUAAGGUUUUUGAGAACGAAUUACAGGUCGUCAUUUGUACUUCGGGCAAAAGUAUGGAUCACUUCAGAGACCAUGCGCCAAAGGAGGUUCGUGCUUUGGAGGUAUGGGACAAAAGCUUGAACCUUGCAGAAGAAAGCCGGCGCCGUCUAUGGGUAAACACAGCUCAGGGUGCUGAGGUAUGCUCGGUCCGUGAAAUGGCUUCCCGUACUCGACCUUCAACUCCCCGCACCGAAGGAGACGCACCUUAUGGUGUCCUUCCUGCAGCAAAAGAGUCUUCUGUCGCUACACCACUUGCCGUCCAUUUGUACUGUGGAUUUGAGGGAAGGUUUGCUGAUACAAUUCUGGGGGAAGUUCUAUCGGUUUUCGCACGUCCGCGAUUAGAAUCACUGCACUUUUCAUCAGAGCCAAACAACUUGAAGCGGAGACCUCUUACAAGGCUUGAAUUAUACAAGGCCCAGUUCAGUAGCAAUCCUUGGCGACAUCUUCUUCCUUCGGUUAGCCCUGCAAAUGAGACACUCAAACGAGUCUCUCUAGAUUGCUCAUUGUUCUGGUCCGAAUUCGCCUAUGUUCUGCCUCACUUACAUGCACUGGAGAGACUGAAUUGUGGAUUGACAUGCCUCCGUUUCGAACCUGAACCAUGUCCAGUUCCCAUCGAGUGGGAAACAAGAGAGCAAGCACAUAAGCAUAUAUUAGACGCUUGUCUGAACAACCGGGUUGAAAAGACCCAGGACAAGAAAUGGAUCCAAAUUACCAAGGAUGGUAUCGUCUUGCCGAACAUCGAGCCGCACGAACAGCGAGUGCUAAACGAAGCCGACUCGAUGUUCUACCAGUUCCCGUGGGAGGAGAAAGUGAGCAUCCAAUUUCAUGAAGGGCUUCUACAGAGAUCCCGGGAGCGAUCGCUGAUAAAUACACUCUCCUGCAACGACAAGUAGAUUUUUGACAGAGGCUCAUGUUCAGGAAAUAGAUGAUGGUCACUAUUGCCUCUUGCUCCAGUUGUUUUCCGAGGGUUUUGCGAGACCGAACCGACUUCGAUAAUCGUCGCGCCAAAUGAUUUCUAAGCAAUCUCAAAAACGAUAUCCUUGCGGGUCUGUCCCUCAAUCUCUUAGCAUUUGAACGCCAAUCAGACCUUCUAUAUAGAGUGCAAUUCGUGUGUUUCAUUGGCUGUAGGUACCGGAGUAGCUCCUGUAAGCAGUAAGCAGUAAGCAGCGGAAAGUGGGAUGUUAGAUCUUGACUUGGAAGAACGAGUAAACCAAUGAGAACAUAACCAAGAGCUUGGAGAUUAGAUUCUUCUUUGGAACAUAUAGGUAGGCCUUUCUCUUUUGGCAUCUUUCAAGCUAUCUAUCAUUCUCUCU